CACACUAAGGAUAAUAUCAUCAUCAUCACUUGUAGCUACAGCAGUGAUGUAGUUUUUAUCAUUUAUCUUGCAUAUUAUAAAUACUUAUACAGAUAUGUGGCUCACAUUCAAUCAAUUACUACCGCAAUUUGCUAGCUCAGUAAGAGCGACUGGAAAGAAAAAAAGGUUUUCACCGUUGUGCAUGGCCACACAAAUUUUAAAAGAAGUAUAAAAGUAUUAUUGCCGCAAACAUUUAGUGGACCAUGACACAAUUCUUCAGACUCCCUUACAUGGGACGAAAUCCACAACAGUCCUGGAUUCUCGAUUCUACUCUGUGAAUUCCAGGCUCUGGAUUCCUCGCCAGUGGAACUUGGAUUCCGGAUUUCGCAAGCAAAAAUUUCCCGGAUUCCGAAGUCCGCAUGCCGAGAUUUCUCAGAGUGUCGAAACGACUAUAGUUUCGUUUUCAAACACCACUUAUUGGGUCCAUGUCAGAAAUUCGAAUGUUUGAUU
Porites lobata is the source of this 489-nucleotide messenger RNA. The record is from the annotation of a GenBank genome assembly. Lineage: Eukaryota; Metazoa; Cnidaria; Anthozoa; Scleractinia; Poritidae.